UGGAUUCGCAUUGUUUCUUAUACAAGUGAUAUUGUACACUAAAUUCAUCUAAACUACGGGUGGAGGGGGACUCGAACUUGAGUAGUUGGUCAUGAGCAACAAGCAGCCAGUGAAGCUAGACUACGAAAAAAUCGCAGACCUGCGUGAAAUAUUCCGGCCGUUUGAUCGAAACAACUAUGGAAGCCUAACACAGCUGGAACUGGGGUCGCUUCUUUGCUCGUUGGUCGAUGCCUUGAUCCAGAAGGCAGACACAAACAACAAUGGCCUCGUGAAGUUUUUGGAAUUCAUAGGGCUGGUAGCACCGGAGCUUUUAUCGGCCAAGUCUCCUUACACAGACGAUCAGCUGAGACAAUUGUUUCAGAUGUUUAAUAGGCACGGCAAUGGAUUCAUCACAGUAACUGAGCUGGCACACUCCAUGGUGAAACUGGAUCACGCUCUUACGACAGAGGAGUUGACAGGGAUUAUCAAGGAGGCUGAUACGGAUGAGGAUGGAAGAAUCAAUUUCCAUGAGUUUUCUCAUGCCAUUACUUCAGUUGCUUUUGAUAGUUCUUGGUCAUAG
This is a messenger RNA of Malus domestica (apple), 559 nucleotides long. Its product is annotated as probable calcium-binding protein CML18. The record is from RefSeq and is a predicted model, not a curated record. Lineage: Eukaryota; Viridiplantae; Streptophyta; Magnoliopsida; Rosales; Rosaceae. Gene Ontology annotation, molecular function: calcium ion binding.